Messenger RNA from Aphis gossypii (cotton aphid), 2796 nucleotides. RefSeq names its product regulator of MON1-CCZ1 complex (gene Bulli). Gene Ontology annotation, cellular component: Mon1-Ccz1 complex; late endosome membrane; lysosomal membrane. NCBI's taxonomy places the organism in Eukaryota, Metazoa, Arthropoda, Insecta, Hemiptera, Aphididae. The transcript has 14 exons. The coding region runs from base 673 to 2547 and encodes 624 amino acids. Gene Ontology annotation, biological process: regulation of autophagy. The record is from RefSeq and is a predicted model, not a curated record.
ACGAUUGGGACUAGCCAACGUCGACCACAGUUUAGGACUGUCAACGGUUUCGAUGUUUUCGCUAUCCACGACUCGCUCGAUAUUCUGUCGUGUGUGUGUGUGUAUGUCCGCCGAUAAAUUGACGGCGCUCGCCUCAUCACCCCAUCACCAUAUUUAGGAUAACGAAUUAUAUCUGUCAUGUUCUGCAGUAUCGUUGCGUUGUCUAGUGAGAUUUUCGUUAAUUUUUUGUUUUGGUUUUAAAUCUGUCCGAUAAAUAUUCCUCUAAAGCAUGGUUACAACUUUUGCAAAGUAUAUUAUGUACAUUAAACAACAAUCAAUUACAUUUUUAUGAAAUGUUUUGUAUAUUGUAUCGAAUUGUUCACCAAACUACAGCGUAUCUAUUAUUUUCGAUGACAUUUACCUAAAUUAUCAUGAUAACAAUAAUAAUGUUUAUGCCAGUCACAGAUUUCUAUGCUAUGACGUGUAGUAUGUGAGGAUGAUAAUGGUGUUUCAAUAUUUAUCAAUAUUAAUAUUAUAGUAGUACAACUCAAAAAUGUAUUUUACCUCACUGUUGUUGAAAUUAUUAGAAGGGGAGACAAAGGCACAGCAAUUAGUCCAAUCAUUUGACCAUUCAGAAAAAUAGGUUAAAUUAUUUAAAUAGUAAUCUUAACUAUUUGGUCAGCCAUUUUAAUUAUGGAUGAUCAUAAUUGCCUUCAACUGAAUGAAGAUCCAAUUCAGUUUGUUCCCGCCAGUGUAAGCAAAACAACAAACGUGUUUUAUGAUGAAAUAACUGGACAGAUAAUUACUGUUCAUUCUGGCGAGCUGACUGAAAUAAUUGUAACAUCUAGUACUAGAUGUAGAGAAAAUAUGGUGUUUAAAAUUGAAGAUCGGGGACCAGUAUCUUCAAUAAAAAUGUCCCUAGACUGUAAAAUAUUAACAAUGAUGAGAACAGCAUUAUCUGUAGAAUUAAUGGAAAUUAAAGAAAAUACUUUACAAAGUCCUUAUUUUUUGUAUUGUAAAUUCAAAGGUGCCAAAUUGUUGGGCUUUAUUUGGACUGGUAACAAUGAAAUACUACUAAUUAGUGAUAAAGGUGUAGAACUAUACCAGGUUGAAGGCCAAGUACCUAAGCAACGCAUCAUUUUUUCUAAAUCUAUAAAUGUGCAUGUGAAUUGGUUUAUUUACUCAAAUCAUUCAAAAUUAUUACUACUGUCUAUGAACUCUUUUGGUGAUUUUCAACCACUACACAUUUUACCUGGAAAUAUAAAUAAACUAACAAAAUUAGAAGUUGAUUUAGAUACUUCACUUAAUAUACCAAAUCAAUCAAUUAGUGAACGUAAUAUUGUAAUGACUACUGUGUACAACAUACUCAGAAUAUUAGUUUUACCAACAAGUCAAAGUCGAAACGAAAUUAUAGUUUAUACAUUAAACAAAAUGAUGUCAUUUAAAAAAUCACAUAUUCUAAAGUUGUCACACAAUGGUAAAUUAUUGAUUAAUGUAGUUGAUAAUUUGAUUGUUGUUCAUUACCAACAUACAAAGUCUUCUUCUGUAUUCGAUAUAUAUAUGGAAGCUGCAAAAGAACAUACAAUAUCACAUUAUUUACCUAUUUUAGACGAUUUAUCAAUUAAAAGAACAAUUCCAAGAGAAGGCGGAUCACAAUACGUUUCUCAUCUAUAUUCAAGUAUUUGCAUCUCGUUUCAACCAAAUAUAAUAAUAGAUGCUAAAUUAGGUUAUCUAUGGCAUUUCAAACUAAACUUAGCAGCUGUGUCUAGAAUAAUUAUGGAUAAAUGUUCACUUAUUGAUUUUCUUCUGUUGCGUUCAAAAUCAAAAGAUACCACUUUGGAGGUAUUACAAAAUAUGAUUUUACAAAAAACAAGUAAUUUGAUUGAAAUAGGAAAUGUUUUUGAUCAUUUGAAUAUUGUUUACAAGAAACAUCUCAACAAUCAUAUUAUGAACACUGGUCCAUUAUCUAAUGACUACAUGAUUGUUGCUGAAUCAUUGCAAUGCAAAGUUGUUAUAGAACAGUUAGAUGUUUAUAAGCAUGUAUUUGUAAAAUUAGUAGAUAAAUUGGAAAAUACUAAAGAUGAUGAUGAUAAAAAAUUUACAGUUUCAAUAUUAGUUGAAUACAUACGAUCACUAACAGAUAACAAAAUCACUAUUGAACACUUCCUUUAUGAAUUACUCAUAAACUGUCUAGUAAUAAAUAAAAUGUAUUAUCAGCUUCAUCAGAUGGUGCAAUACCAUAUUGUUAUUGACUCCAAACCAUUGGCUUGUUUAUUAUUAUCUUUAGAAUCACUUUAUUCACCAGCACAUCAGAUGGCGCUUGACAUGUUGCAUAGACUGAAUACGGCCCAUGAAGAGAUAGUAGAAGUCUUGCUUUCCAAGAAACAAGUUAUCCCAUCCAUGAGAUACAUGGCAAAGCACAAUAUGCUAGAUCACUCAACAUAUAGAAAAUUAACUGAAAUAGCAAUUUCAACUGAUAAUUCAAAAAUAUUGCAUUCCACUAGAGAAGAAUUUGUACAAAGAAAUGUGACCUCAAAUGAUGAACUUGAUACUAGUAGUAGAAGAUAGUUUAAAAAUAGUUAAAAUUAAAUAUUUAUAUACUAUGACUAUUAUUUAAUAAUAUAUUAAAAAUUAAAUGCCUGUUGUUUAUGAUUUCAAAAUAUCUAUGUUAUCACUUAGAAUUGUUUAUUAUUUAUUUUUGUUAAUACAUAUAUUAUUAUAUCAUAAUUUAUUUAAAAUCGUAUUGCUAAUUUUAUUUAUUUAAAUAUAAAACAGUAUGUAUUAUAUACUAAUAAAAAUUAGAUAUUUUUAUAAUAA